Molecule: messenger RNA, 1080 nt
Organism: Clonostachys byssicola
Lineage: Eukaryota; Fungi; Ascomycota; Sordariomycetes; Hypocreales; Bionectriaceae
Source: the annotation of a GenBank genome assembly
AUGGCUACCCAAACUAUCACUGAGACUGUCGCUAAAACAAGCUCCGUGCCCAUUAGCAUUGAGACUUCUGUCAAUCAUGACAAACAUCAGUAUCAGUAUGCUGGCUAUCUGCCGGUCUACGACGCCCGCCAAAUUCCUCCUCUAGAAGAGUUUGCGUAUGAAGACCCUGGGUUGCGCGCCGAUCCCAGCAAGGCUGCCCUCCUUGGCGCUCCAGGUGCGAAAUUCGAGGAACUGACGCCUGCCAUCGGCACCGAAGUGCGCGGGCUCCAACUUAGCUCCCUUGACUCGAAGCAAAGGGAUGAACUCGCUCUUCUCACUGCGGAGAGAGGUGUUUUAGUCUUCCACGAUCAGGACUUCAAGGACAUUGGCUAUGAAAAACAAGAACAGUUUGGCGCACACUUUGGGAAGCUGCACAUCCACCAGCGUGGCAGUCAGGUUGCAGGCCAUCCCUACUUAUUACCGGUGUACCGAGACUUCAAGGCUGGUGCAUCCGACCAAGAGACUGAUAACCACGUCAGUAGCGUCAAAUGGCACUCAGAUAUGUCAUACGAGAUAAAUGGUGCCGGUAUCACCACCUUUCUUGUUCUUGACACGCCGGGUGUCGGUGGUGAUACACUCUACUUAUCCACCGUGGCCGCCUACGAGAAGCUCUCCCCGCUCUUCCGUGAGAAGCUUGAAGGACUGACUGCCAUCCACUCUGGAAAGGAGCAGUAUGCGGGCGGCCAGUACGCUGAGCGGUACAACCGGCCGCCGAUUGAAACCUCGCAUCCAGUUGUCCGCACGCAUCCAGUCACCAAGUCCAAGUCCUUGUAUGUCAACAGUCUUUGGACCAAGCGUAUCGAGGGUUUGAAACAGGAGGAGAGUGAUUUCCUGCUCAAAUUCCUCACGCAGCACAUUGAGCAUGGCCAAGAUUUCCACAUUCGCGUCAAAUGGACCCCCGGCACCGUCGUCAUAUACGACAAUCGUAUCACUCAACACUCUGCACUUCGUGAUUUCAAGGUCGAAGAGGGAACUACUCGACGUCACAUGCUCCGUAUCACGCCCCAGGCUGAACGACCUUAUUUCGAUCCCAAUGUCUAG